Molecule: messenger RNA, 525 nt
Organism: Ustilago hordei
Lineage: Eukaryota; Fungi; Basidiomycota; Ustilaginomycetes; Ustilaginales; Ustilaginaceae
Exons: 1
Coding region: 1-525 (174 amino acids)
Source: RefSeq, a predicted model, not a curated record
AUGCCUCCAUGGACUCAUGACUCCAAUGCUGAGAGCAGCAACCUGUCUGAUGGACCAAAUGAAUCAAGGGCCCCCACUGCACUGCAGAAGCAGAUUCUGAUCAGUGCAGAGACCCCUUCGCCAUAUGACUCCAAUGAUGAUGAUAACAUUGGAGACAAGACAUGCUACCACAUUGACACCAUCUUGAACCUAAACCCAGAAAUGCUCAAAGGCAUGCUCAUCAAGCUCACCAAAUGCAACAAAGCAAAAGACUCUGAUAUAUACAAGAAACUGUCCUGCUGCUCUGAUUUCCAUCAAAGGCUCUCACACACCCACGAUGCACUCAAGGAGGCACCCAAGCUAACAACCAAGAAUUGGUACACUUGGAAUCCUCAUUUCAGAGGGAUCCUGUCUAACUGUCCAGCAGCUAUGAAGCACCUUGAUGGUGUCAUGGCCCCUGGGGACAAAAGGUAUGAUCAUGCUCUUGAUGGCAAGCUAUGCACCAUCCUUCAAAGUAGUGCCCUGUGUCAGGGGUCUCGCACCUGA